AGUGAUUUUCGUCUUUUUUAAAUAAUAUAUAUACCACAGCCCCGUCCACUUAGUGGACUUGUUUCCGUGUGGGCAACAGAGAUGCAUUUAAAAGGCGAAUGUUUUUUCCUAAGCUGACCCGUGUAGAAAAGUUUUUCCUCGAAGUUUUUUGGGAACUCCACUGAGCACAGCGCGCAGAUCUGACAGCGCGCCGAUUUCCCUCUGCAAAUGUCUCGAGCUCGUCCGCACGGACAACACCAACAUUCUUAUUGAUCGCUCUCUUAUUUUAUGACUAUAGCCACCCCCACUCGGUUCUAAAGAGGAGACGUGUUUUUUUUUUUUUUUUUUUUUUUUUCUUGCGUGUGCCAAAUACUCAAGCGGGCAGCACGUGCAAAUCGCGACACCUCCAGGAUCACGAGGCCCACUUUUUAGAUUCUGUUUUGCAUCCCUAACGUCUUACCUGCCGUGGUUUACUCAUUACCGUUAUUCUCAGACCUUGCUCAGACUACAGUGGAUCCCCCGUCACCCAUCGUCUCGUAAUUCUGCAGCAGGACGUCCGGUGCGCGACACGGAGCGCGCGCGCUGCAGGAGCACAGAUCUACAGGAACUUCCCCGUUUGGCUCUGAGUCAUUGCAAUGAGCGCGCGCGGUGAGGAAGCCGCCGAAGCCUCGGGAUCCCGCGAGCAGCCCGCUCCGGCCGCCGAGCCUCCGAAGAGAGGACCGGGCAGACCCAGGAAGCCGCAGCAAGAACCCACGGGUGAACCUGUCCCUAAACGUCCAAGAGGACGUCCCAAGGGAAGCAAGAACAAGGGUCCUUCCAAAGCGGCACAGAAGAAAGCUGAGACCACAGGGGAGAAGAGACCCAGAGGAAGACCAAGGAAAUGGCCACAGCAAGUGGUCCAAGAAAAGCCUGCUCAGGAAGAGGAGGAGGCCGAGGGCUCGCCCGAGGAGGACUAAACAACCACAUCAUUUUACCUCUACCUCAUCCAGCUGUCAGCUCUCUUCAAGGGAAAAGACUGCCUUGACCACUUAUCGUUGAGUUUCCACUUUUGUUUAUCAAGUUUGUUAAUCGUUUUCAUUUGUUGCUUUUCUUAGGUUAAUUUUUGUUUGUUCUUGUUUGUUUAUUUUGUUUUGUUUUUGUGAUCAGCACACAAAACCUCAUAGCACGAACGCGGGGCAAAAACACAGCAACAAAAAAACACAACCAUUGUGCAGAUGAUAAUUCUGCUCACCUCCGCAUUCCAAACUGCUGUAGCACAGAGGUGCAGGGGUUAGCCACAUGGGAUGUGCUGCGGUUGCUCUUGCCACAUACACACACACGCACACACACACUGAUAUUUCAGGCAUUUAGCAAAAGAGAAAGAAAACCUAUCUGGUUUUGUCAUUUGAAAAGUUUGUGGUAGAGCCUAGACACAGUUACUCCAUCACAAGUGCACACACAUGCAGAAAGCCCCUUACUUCUGUGUCACACCACCAAAGACAGAGGAGAAAUGAACCAUUCUGUUACCAAUCUGAUGAUAUCUACGAUACAGCAUUUUAUAUCAACCUCCUGUGAUAAAAAGUGUUCAACAGAAAAUGAUUCACUCGUAUAAAAAAGAGUUGGCCUGCAGUUCUGAGCAGUCAGACUGAAAAUAAAAUGGCCUGUUGGGCAUUAAUCGAAGAAAGUUACAUGCAUUACAUGAGUUAUAUAGUUUUGUGAUGCUACAAAAAGAGUCUGAAGAACAUUGAGCUGAACAUACUUAAAGGCCAUGUCAUAGCAUAAAAUGAUUUGUCAGCUAUGUUGUACAAAAAGCCCCAAUUCAAUGAUGUAGACAAGACUUUGCAUUACGUAUUCAAAUACUAGAACUCCCUUAUUAUCACUGGGUCUUAACAUGUACAUGAGUACGGGACUUGGAAUGCCUCGGGACCUUUUAUAAAUCGUUUUUAGAGGCUUUCCAGGGUAAUAAAACUGGUAUCAAAAAGUCAUUAAGGAAUGCAAAUAAUAUGAGGGUUAUAACCUUUAAAAGAUGAUCUUGUAGAAAUGUGUUCAUAUAAAGAACUCUCAAUUGAAAAUCUUCACCAAAAACAUAACUAAGCUUUACUAUAUUUGCCUUAAAAUAAGCCCAGAGUUUGUUCAAUUUUAAUUAGCGUGGUGUCAUAAUUACAUGAACGUGGGAUUACUGCAGGCUUCUUUAGUGUCAGGGGAUAAAAAGACAGAGUUGGUUUGGUGUUUAUUUUCUAGUCUGUCUUUGGUGGUGAGCUUAAAAACUAGACAAAACGUACUCUUGCAAAUUGUAAAUGAGACACAAGUCUCCAACAGUACUACAGAACAAUCAUGCAGCAAUCUACUGUACAUACACAAUCCUGGCAUCUUCUUAACCAUUUUACAUGUAUAGCUUCGUUAUUGUGUUUCUUUCUGUUUUUUCUCUUUUGUAAAACAUAGCUUUAAAGAAGACAUAAUAUUCAAUACUUUCACAUAAAGGGAAGUAUGUCAUCCCAUUCUGACUCAAAAACUGAACCUCAAGAAACAUAAUCCACAGGAAAGAAACCACACUAUACCUCAAGACACACAAGAUACAUGAAGCACAGUGACCAUGGAAGGGUUCAGGGCUUCGAUCCUGUCGGCACUGUUGCCCAUGAAAUAUCUCCUCACCAUUUCAAAGCUACCUCCGAUUUCUUCACCCAGCGAAUCAGCUUGUGAGACACACGCUGCUAUAAACUACUCAUUACUCAGCAGGUGAUGGCAGUGAGUGCCAAUGUCAAAAAAACCUUCUCUGAAUGCCUGUAAUAAUAAUGUAUGAUGGCACAGAGAAGCUCUGCAAAUGAUUUGUCAGGCAGGUGAUGACUGAAAUCCGAGGUGUGAUUGGAUUCCAAGAUGAACUCCUCAAGCAGCUAAGGGAAUACGUACUGUUUUUUUAAAAAAAAAAAAUUGUUUUCUUAUUUUUAACACUUUCAUUUACCUGUUAUAUGUAAUAAGAUUCUUUUCUUUCUCUGCGACUGGGGCAUCUGUUUUACAUCAGUUAACUUGAAUAUGUUUUGUACUGAUUUACUCAAUUGUUUCUAUGGAUCAAAUGCUUGUAUGACUCUAAAUGAUAUUAUUGCAAAUGGAUUUUCUCUGCUCCUCUUAUUUUUUCCUUUCUUCUCUUUUCUUUGCGUUUUAGCGUAGAUUUCUUCUGAUAUACAUACUAUUCAGAUAUGUACCUCAAAAAAGCGAAAAAAAAGACUAAUAAUCAAUUGACAAUACCUACCUCCGGUCUUGAUAAAAUAAAUGAUUUUGCCUGGUCUAUUUCAGCACAAUUUCAAACGAUGUAUGCUGAAAAAAAAGGACUGCACAAAAUCCAUGCUUUACAAACAUUCAAUUUAAAUCAAUUUUAAUUUGCCUGGGGGAGAAGACAGAGUACAAAAAACUUGAUAUUUUUUCAGGUUAAAAAAUAUAUAUAUGUUUUGGUUUUGUAUAUUGCAUACAUGACUAUGUUUUUGAAAGAUUAGUAGAUAUCGAGAUAUACUUGAUUAGCAAGUUUUGUGUCUUUUACACAAAUGUGAUUUUCUGUUCUUAUGUGGUUCAAGCAGGUUUAUAUGUAAUACUUCAUUUGUAGUGAAAUGUUACACCUUUUUCAGCCUAUCAUCAUGAAAACCUUUGAACCGUUAACUGGUAUUCUCAACUGGGUCUGAGGUAGAGCCUCGUGGAAAGCUAGUGGAGCAGCGGACAUGCCUCUUGAAUUGACACAUUUAUAACUGCAUGGAGUGGCUACCUUUAGCAUGGCAGCUGCAAACCAACAUUAGAUCUUGCUCAAACACUGUAACGCUACCUAACUUUCUACAAAUUCAGCAGAGCAAAAAUCUGUCUGAAAGAGUAGCUUACCUGUGUAGGCAUUGAAAUAUGGUCUUUUGGCAGCUUGAAACUAAGGCUACAUUCACAUUUGACACAUUAUGAAGAAACUAAAUGGCAGAGACAUAAAUUACCUUCUUUUUGCAUCAAGCAUCCAAAAUGAAAUGCAGCUCUGCAGGGAGCUGUACAUUCAUCAGAAAGUUCAGCUCACUGUAAACACCUUCAGUUUACUGUCAAUGCAACAGUCGUAUGUGAUUUAUGUGAAUGCAGCUUAAUUCCGAGUACUCACCGAGUUGGUAGAUGUUGCCGUUUAUCACUUCAAAAAUUGACUAUUUUGGGAGAAUUAAAAGAACAAGUUAAAUGAGCUAAAAAUUUAGGUGGGUGAAGCAGGUUCCUGCUUAGUGGUGAAAUGCAACUCCUACUUACAGUGACAUGCAUUGCUCUGUCAGACCUAAAGCAGAACACAUACUUCCUGCAAAAGUGAUGUGCACUUAGCUCAGAUGAGCAAAAUAACAUACUAUAGCCGGUCACAGUACUGACAGUGAGUGAUCAAAAAAAGAACAUAAGGAAUUGUAAACUAGCCUGAAACAACAUCAUGCUCACGAAUGUCUGUUCAUUAGAAAUGUAUUUCUUUUGUGGUGCUCUGGAUUACGUAGAGAUUCUACAAAUGGAGUUAUUUUCCUGUCAAAAGGAAUCGAAUGUAAAAGCUUCAUCCUCGCAUGAUAAAUUUACUAAAUACAUGAUGAUAGUGCAUUGUAGGCUCAUUGGCAUUUCCAAAUUGUCCAUAGAGUGUGAGUGUGUGUGUGAUUGUGCCCUUCGAUGGAUUGGCACCCCAUCCAGAGUGUCCCCCACCUUGUGCCUUGGAUAGGCUCCAGGUUCCCCCAAGACCCCGUGUAGGAUAAGCGGUACAGAAAAUGGAUGAUUAAAAUGCAAGGGUUUUGACUGAAACAUCUCACUACUGUAACAUGUUUAAGGGGGUGGGGCCAAGUGGAUAACUCCAGAGAGCUGAGGUGUGGAUCUGAAACACAACGUCUUACAAAUUGCUACAAAAAUUAAAACUAUGCACAGUCAAACCCAAAGAUAGAUGUAAAGGAUGAAUUGGAUGUGUGAUUUAAAAUGAUUUAAAAUGAACCAUAAGACGUAGUAGAGAUUUUGCUGACGCAUUCACAUACUGGAAGUAAACUCCAUUUCUGCAGAGAGAAAUGAUUUUGAAUCUGCACUGAAAUGUAGAUUCUGUUUUAUCUGCAUUUGCAGAAAUACCGAAGGUCCCUAAAACAUCUUUUCAUUUGGAGACGCCAUAUAAUGUAUAGGGCGUUCCGUUGUUUAGGCAGUUUAUAAGUUUAUUAAGCUUGUUUAAUUUUUGUUUACCCCUAACAAACAUCUGUUUGCAAGAAGUAUGUUCACUCCUUUAGGGAAAUUGUGAACAAAAAGUACUGUUCCCUGUGAUGCACAUGUCUGACAAUGUGCAUUGCUGAGAAGAUGUCACGAUGUUCUUGAGUCCUUCCUUGACUUGAUCUGUUGGUUUGAAUGUGUAUCCACAGGAGCCACUGUUAAUGUGCUUUCCGCUGUGGGUGUCAUAAUGAAGUCGACUUUGCUAAUGUGUUCUAGUACAAUCGAAUACACACUACUACCUCCAAGAGGGUCUCUUUUUUUUACCUCAUUACUCAAACUGCUUAAAUUCAGUUAAAUUCAGGUGGCUGACUCCAGGGAGAACAUGUUAUAUAUAAUUAUAUAUAUAUUUUUUGUUCAUAUAUCUAUUUUUAUGGGUGAUACAUUUUAUAAGUCUGUUCAUCUCUGCCUUUCAGUCACAGUUGGACUGGACAGUUACCUUGUUCUAAAGCCUUUUUCUUCUCAUUAUGCAAUGUUAUGUAGUUUCAUUAGCUGUGGGGAGAGAAGGUCACCUGUUCUUGGCCUCCUCCACCUAAUAUAUAACUUCAAAUGUUUUCUAACAUUUAUGGCUUUCUCUGUUUCACCUAGUAUUGUUGUCUAUAAUUCCACUUCAAAUUGCUUGCCUGUUAAAAAAUUGAAUAAAAAAGUUCUCUUUAUAGAUAUUCACUGCCUUAUUCAGCACAAUAAAAUGGGUGCUUGUGA
Pangasianodon hypophthalmus (striped catfish) is the source of this 5877-nucleotide messenger RNA. RefSeq names its product high mobility group AT-hook 2 (gene hmga2). The record is from RefSeq and is a predicted model, not a curated record. NCBI's taxonomy places the organism in Eukaryota, Metazoa, Chordata, Actinopteri, Siluriformes, Pangasiidae. Bases 615 to 935 code for a protein of 106 amino acids. Gene Ontology annotation, biological process: regulation of DNA-templated transcription. Gene Ontology annotation, molecular function: transcription coregulator activity; DNA binding. The transcript has 5 exons. Gene Ontology annotation, cellular component: chromatin; nucleus.